This is a messenger RNA of Daphnia magna, 1729 nucleotides long. RefSeq names its product protein DEK. Gene Ontology annotation, cellular component: nucleus. Gene Ontology annotation, molecular function: histone binding; DNA binding. Gene Ontology annotation, biological process: chromatin organization; regulation of double-strand break repair. Bases 140 to 1621 code for a protein of 493 amino acids. The record is from RefSeq and is a predicted model, not a curated record. NCBI's taxonomy places the organism in Eukaryota, Metazoa, Arthropoda, Branchiopoda, Diplostraca, Daphniidae. The transcript has 7 exons.
CGCAAGAUGUAGGCGUUAGUCUUUUGUUUCAAGUUAUUGAAUGUUGAUGCUAGACUUGUUAACAAAGUGAAAACGAAAUUUUGGUUAUUUGGUUUUAUCAACUUCUAGUUAGAACAGAACAGAUUCAUAUUACUAAAAAAUGUCUGAAAACGAACAUGUCGAGGAAAAGAAUGUUUCGAAUGAAGAGAAUGAUGUAAUCGAAAGCAAAAAUAAAGGACAGAAAAGAAAAAGGCCUUCUGCAAAGGCAGCACCUUCAAAAAAAAAAUCAAAGACAGAAGAAACACCUCUUUCAGGCAAAGAAGAUGAAAGUGAAUCAGAAGAUGAUGAGAAAGCUCCUGUUGGUCUCUUGGAUCGUUCACCAGAAGUUACAGGAACUCGUGUUCGAAAACAGGUUGAGAGGCUUAACAUUAAUAGUCCUGCAGCGACAGAGAGUCCUGAUCGCCGUAAAAAUGAACAUCUGCCAGGUAAAGGAAAAAAGCUUGGAACAUCACCCAAAAUCUUGGCUCAGCUUCAGAGUGUUAAGCACUCCGACAUGACCCUUCUUCAUCGACUUUUGUUCAAAAGACCAGGAACAGCUCACGAGAUUAAGAAAAAUAUUAGAGAAUUCUCUGGAUAUCCUUUUAACAAAGAAGAUAAAGAUUUUGAGAGCAGGAAACAUAUGCUGGAAAAGAAUACCUUGACUGACUUAAAGUUUAUUUGCCAAAUCCUGUGCCUUGAAAAAAGUGGAACUAAAGAGGGUAUAAUUGAGCGGAUACUUGAAUUUUGUUUGUGUCCAAAUCCCAGCAGUAAACCUGUCGCAAAAAAAAAUAAAAAGACAACGAAAGAGAGUAAGAAGAAGACCAAUGCUAAGCAGGAUGGCGACAAAUCGGCAAAGAGCAGUCCAAAGAAAAAUGUUACAUCGACUGAAACUGUUGAAGACGAUUCAAGCACCUCCGAUGAAGAGGAAGAGGAGGAAAAUAAUUCAUCUGAAAAUGAAGAAUUGCCCAAGCCAACACCGGUAAAGAAAGCCAACAAAAAUGUCUCAACAACAAGACCAACUAAAGAGGUUACAACACCGAAAGCAACCAAAAAAGCCACAGCUAGCAAGGAAAACAAAGAAGCUCCGGCUACUAACUCGAAAAAAAAAACACCCAAGAAAUCACCGAAAAAAUCAGAGAUUAAAAUUAAACUACCGCUCAUGAAUAAGGGGAAAAAGAAAUCAGCACCCAUCGAAAGUUCCGAUUCAGAAGAAGAUGAAAAGUUGAUUGACCCACAAGUCGACAAGAGUAUUGAAGAAGAAAAGUCAAUUGAUAUACCAGUAGACAAGGCUAAGGAAGACGAAAAGUCUAUAAAAGAGCUAUCGAUUUUGCCUACGAAAUCAAAAGCUGGUAAAGACGAAAAGUUCGUCAAUGAAUCGCCUAGCACCGUAAAAAGUUCUGCGAUAGCAAAGUCAACCGAGCCGACGAAUGACGAGCUGGCCAAUACUAUCAAACAAAUUUUGAAAGGUGCAAACCUUGAAGAUAUGACCAUGAAAAACUUGUGUCGUCAGGUGUACGAUAAGUUCCCUGAAUGCGAGUUGGAGAAAACAAAGAAAGAUUUUAUUCGAUCAACCGCCCGCGAGAUUCUUGGUGGAGAAUCGUGAUUACACCUAGGGACCAAGCAGGUUUAUUCUUAAAUUUUAAUUUUGUUUCCCAUCGUACUACUCUGAUACAUCAAAAUCUUUGAUAAUACAAAGGUUAGAAAGAUGGUA